Molecule: messenger RNA, 1428 nt
Organism: Metarhizium brunneum ARSEF 3297
Lineage: Eukaryota; Fungi; Ascomycota; Sordariomycetes; Hypocreales; Clavicipitaceae
Gene: PEX29
Product: Peroxisomal membrane protein PEX29
Biological process (GO): peroxisome organization
Cellular component (GO): peroxisomal membrane
Source: RefSeq, a predicted model, not a curated record
AUGGACGACUUUACGACCGAGAUUAUCGCCUCUGCAGAAGGUGCAACUGGCACCAAGGAUAGUUUGCAGCCGAGCCAGCGACAGGACGACAAGUACCACCAGCAGCAAGAAGGGCAGAAGAAAGGAUGGGGAGGAUUGACAGCUUUGCGAGACCGAACCUCGAUCCAGGACCGAUUGGUGGACCGGCUGCUCCAGCAGGUCAUGCCCAUCGAUGGUUCGGUGCAGGACAACAACGAAGCGGUGCCGAAUCCCUUUGAGCGGCCCAACUUCAACCUGACAAUCAUGUCCAACAAUUUCCGACGGUUCAACUCGCGCAUCGGCGUCGUCUUCCGGUUCCAGGAGAAGGUCGAGGCGCUGCUGUCGUGGCAGACGACGUCGCACACGGUUUCGUACCUGGCCAUUCUGACAUUUGUCUGCCUCGACCCGUACCUGCUGGCGGCGCUGCCCAUAGCGUUCCUCGUCUUCGGCAUCCUCGUCCCCGGAUUCGUGGCGCGGCACCCGGCACCCCCCAAGGGGACGCUGUCGAGCGAGCAGAGCAUCGGGUACUCGCCUGCCGGGCCGCCCCUGGCGCCGGCCGCGACGCCCAAGCCGGCCAAGGAGCUCAGCAUGGACUUUGUCCGCAACGCGCGCGACCUGCAGAACCAGAUGGGCGACUUCAGCAACGGCUACGACAAGGUGGUGGAGCUGCUGGUGCCCAUUGCCAACUUCAGCAACGAGGCGCUGUCGUCGACCGUCUUCCUGUUCGCCUUUGUCGGCGGCAUCGCCAUGAUGCUCGCCGCGCACAUGCUCCCGUGGCGCCUCAUCUUCCUCGUCGCCGCCUGGACGCCCGUCGUCCUCUGCCACCCGGCCGUCACGAGGCUCCUCCACCAGGCGCGCCAGAACCAGGGCAAGGCCCAGGAAACGCUCGCCAGGACGUGGCUGGACGGCUGGAUCGCCGACGACGUGAUUCUCGACUCGGCCCCCGAGACGCGCGAGGUCGAGAUCUUUGAGCUCCAGCGCAAGUCGGCCGCCGGCGAGUGGGAGCCGUGGGUCUUCUCGCCGAACCCGUACGACCCGCUGUCCCAGGCUCGCAUCACGGGUGACCGGCCCAAGGGGACGCGGUUCUUCGAGGACGUCAUGCCGCCCAGUGCGUGGGAAUGGAGCGAGAAGAAAUGGGCGCUGGACCUGUGGAGCCGCGAGUGGGUGGAGGAGCGCAUCAUCACGGGCGUCGAGGUCGAGACGGAGGGCGAGCGGUGGGUGUAUGACAUCUGGAGCGAAAAGGGCGACCGGACGGGCGUCAUUGACACGCCGGAACCGGUCCAGAGCAAGGACAUGGCGAUGCGGCAGACGAGCUGGGAGGAAGGCGAGGAUGCGAUAGAAAGGAGAGGCGACUGGAGACGGAGGAGAUGGGUGCGCCUGGUGAAGAGGAAGGCUACUCCAGAGUCUUGA